AUGUACCACGCGUACCCGGACCAUCGCAGCAAGACGAAUAGCAGCAACGUGAUCCUCUUCAUAUCCGACAUCUUUGGAAUCCCGCUCCUCCAAAACAAGUUGCUUGCAGACUCAUAUGCUCGCGCAGGAUACCUUACCGUGAUACCAGAUCUGUUCGCCGGCGACGCAAUUCCUAGCGACAUUCCCGAAGGCCAGCUCAACUUGACCGCGUGGUUUCCCAACCACCAGCCCGCCAACGUCGAUCCCAUCAUCGAGAAGACGAUUGCAUACAUGCGCGAUGACCUUGGUAUCCAGACUAUCGGGGCCGUCGGAUAUUGCUUUGGAGGCAGAUAUGUAGCCCGCUUCUUGGCCGAAGGCAAGGGUGUUGAUUUGGGCUUCACUGCGCAUCCGAGCGUACUUUCCAACGCCGAGAUCGCCCAGAUUGUAAACCCAAUUAGUAUCGCGGCUGGUGAACUUGAUGCAACUUUCAAUAUUACGCAACGUUAUGACGCCGACCGUCUUCUCACGGGUAACAAUGUGACGUACGAACAGACACUGUACUCGGGCGCCCCCCACGGAUUUGGAGUUAGAGUCAAUGCCAAUAUCCCCAGGCAGAAGUAUGCAAAGCAGUCGGCGUAUAUUCAGGCGUUGAAGUGGUUCGACUUCUGGCUCUAG
Messenger RNA from Alternaria alternata, 654 nucleotides. Its product is annotated as alpha/beta-hydrolase. NCBI's taxonomy places the organism in Eukaryota, Fungi, Ascomycota, Dothideomycetes, Pleosporales, Pleosporaceae. The record is from RefSeq and is a predicted model, not a curated record. The transcript is spliced from 3 exons. The coding region runs from base 1 to 654 and encodes 217 amino acids. Gene Ontology annotation, molecular function: hydrolase activity.